Scomber japonicus (chub mackerel) is the source of this 3651-nucleotide messenger RNA. Its product is annotated as interaptin-like. Bases 16 to 3510 code for a protein of 1164 amino acids. NCBI's taxonomy places the organism in Eukaryota, Metazoa, Chordata, Actinopteri, Scombriformes, Scombridae. The record is from RefSeq and is a predicted model, not a curated record. The transcript has 3 exons.
GAAGUUGAAGCUGCCAUGAACAAAGUCAGUGGAGAGAGAGAACAACUCAGUCAGAUGAAAAUGGGCAUUGACAUAGAAAAAGAAAUACUUAUCAAUGAGAAAGAAGAAUGGAAGAAAACAUUUGAGAUAGAAAAACAAGACCUUGAAAACUUGAUGGCAGUGCUGAUUCAAGACAGAGAGGAUCUGGAUAGAAUGAAUGAGAUGUUGAAGAAAGAAAAGCUGGGAUUGGAGCAGAUGAGGUCUGAUAUCCAGAAGCAGAUUAAUAAAUUAGAACAAGAUAAAGAUGAUGAAGCACAAUUAAAGGAACCCAAGACCACAAGACUGACACAAGAACAGAAAACCAGUGAGAGUAUUGUACUGGAAGAAAGAGAAAAAGUGGAACUUUUGAAGAAGGAUCUCAACAAGAAAAAGGAAGAAGUGGAAAUUGCCAUGAACAGCAUCAGGGGAGAGAGAGAACAACUCAGUCAGAUGAAUAUGGGCAUUGAGAGACAGAAAGAACUACUUUUCAAUGAGAAAGAAGAAUGGAAGAGAACAUUUGAAAUGGAAAAACAAGACCUUGAAAACUUGAAGGCAGUGCUGAUUCAAGACAGAGAGGAUCUGGAUAGAAUGAAUGAGAUGAUGAAGAAAGAGAAAGUGGACUUGGAGUUGAUGAGGUCUGAUAUUCCAAAGGAGAUUAGUACAUUAGAACAAGAUAAAGAUGAAGAAGUAGAACUGAAGGAACCCAAGAUCACAAGACCAACACAAGAACAGCAAACCAGUGAUAGCACUGUACUGGUCGAAAGAGAAGAACUUGAACUUUUGAGAAAGGAUCUCGACAAGGAGAAGGAAGACGUCAAAGCUGCCAUGAACAUUAUCAGUAGAGAGAGAGAACAACUCAGUCAGAUGAAGAUGGGCAUUGAGGGAGAGAAAGCUUUCUCACUUUUCAGUGAGAACGAAGAAUGGAAGAGAACAUUUGAGAUGGAAAAACAAGACCUUGAAAACUUGAAGGCAGAGCUGAAACAAGAGAGACAGGAUCUAGACAGAGUUAAUGAGAUGAUGGAAAAAGAGAAACUGGACUUCGAAUUGAUGAGUUCUGACAUGCAGAAGGAAAUUGAUACAUUCGAAGAAGAUAAACAAGAAGAAGUAGAACUGAAGGAAUCCAAGAUCACAAGACUGAUACAAAAAAUGCAAACCAGUGAUAGCAUUGUACUGGCAGAAAGAGAAGAACUUGAACUUUUGAGAAAGGAUCUCGACAAGAAAAAGGAUGAAGUUGAAGCUGCCAUGAACAUCAUAAGUGGAGAGAGAGAACAACUCAGACUGUUAAAGAUGGACAUUGAGAGAGAGAAAGAAAUACUUUUCAGUGAGAAAGAAGGAUGGAAGCAAACGAUUGAGAUGGAAAAACAAGAACUUGAAAACUUGAAGGCAGCGCUGAAACAAGACAGAGAGGAUCUGUAUAAUAUGAAUGAGAUGGUGAGGAAAGAGAAACUGGACUUGGAGCUGAUGAGGUCUGACAUCCAGGAGCAAAUUAAUACAUUGGACCAAAAUAAAGAUGAUGAAGUAGAACUGAAGGAAUCCAAGACCACAAGACUGAUAAAAGAAAUGCAAAGCAGUGACAAAACUGAACUGGCAGAAAGAGAAGAGCUUGAAUUUUUGAAGAAGGAUCUCAACAAAAAGAAGGAAGAAGUUGAAGCUGCCAUGAACACAGUCAGUGGAGAGAGAGAAAAACUCAGUCAGAUUAAUAUUGGCAUUGAGAGACAGAAAGAACUACUUUUCAAUGAGAAAGAAGAAUGGAAGAGAACAUUUGAGACAGAAAAACAACAUCUUGAAAAUGUUAAAGAUCAGAUGAAACAAGAGAAAGAAGAUCUGGAUAGAGUGAAUGAGAUGAUGACAAAGAAAAAACUGGACUUGGAUCUGAUGAGGUCUGACAUCCUCAAACAAACUGACAUAUUAAUGCAAGAUAAAGAAGAUAUGAAAGAUGAGAAGGACCAAUUAGAAGUCACAAAAGCUGAGCUUCAUAAGAAAAAAGAGCAUAUAGACAGUCUGUUUGAUGAGAUAAGCAGAGAGAAAACCAACAUUGAAGCUGCCGUGAACAGCAUCAGUCGAGAGAGAGAACAACUCAGUCAGAUGAAGAUGGAUAUUGAGAAAGAGAAAGAAGACAUGACUUGUUACUCUGAGUUGUUAGAAAGAGAGAAGGAAGGUCUGACAAGUAUCCUGUCAAACAUGAGAGAGGAAAUGGAAAAAGAAUGGAAGAAAAAGUUAGAGUUGGAAAAACAAGAAAUAAAGGCAGAGCUGAAACAAGAGAGAGAGGAACUGGAGCUGAUGAGGUCUGAAAUCCAGAAGCAGAUUAAUACAUCAGAAAUAGAUAAACAAUAUGUAAAAGCAGAGAAAGAUAAGUUGAUACAAAAGAGUGAUGAAACCACUGAACAUGUCUAUCUCCUUGAUGAGAUCACCCACCCCGAGCUGAAAAUCAGAAAGGGCCAGCUUACUAAUGUAAUGAACUCCAUGGAAACAUUUAGAGACAAGCUAAAACAGUUUAAUCAAAGGACAUAUGAAGAGUUUAGAAAUAAUAUGGACAGAUUGGAGCAGAAAAACAGAGAAAUACUGCAUUUCAACACAAUACUUGAACACAAGUGUUAUGUACUUAAUGAACAGAAAAAUAAGAUUAUUAGUCACUAUGACCUGAUACAAAAAGAGGAAAAACAUGUGCUGUUAAUCAAGUGUGAUAAGGCCGUACAAACUAUGUUUGUAGGAGAAGAAUUGCUCCAAGAGUUUGAAAGUGAGAAGGAUGCUCUGCACACAAGUGUUAUGAUCGAGACUGAAGAAUUUGAACAUCAGUCGAUGUUAAAGGAAUAUACACGUGAUACUGAAAGAAAAGAUAAACACGUUGAAACUGAGAGGGAAGAUCUGCUGAUGGUGAUGGAGUAUGAAGAAGUGGAAAAUGAAAUAAAACAGAAGCUUGCAAGCAUAUCUGAGUUGACAGCAGAGCAAAAAGAUGUAACAGAUGGGAAAAUUUCAAAAAGUGAAGGUUUGCGAAAGAUGUGGAAGGAUACAAAAACCGAACGGAAGGAGAUAGAUCAGAUGAAGCGGAGGAGUCAUGAGAUGAAAAACAACCUGGAGAAAAGACUAAAGGUGAUCAGUCAGUUUGUUAAAAGAACAUGGAGACAGAGAGAAAAGGAACCAAAGCUGGAACAAGGACUAACUGGGACAAGUCAAAGUGACUGGGAGAAAGACUGCAAAACACUUGAUGAAAAACACACAGAGCUCCAACAGCUUAAGGUUCAGAUGCUCAGUGAGAUUGGGAAACUCCAGGUCAGAGACAAAGUGUUGAGGACAGUUAAAGCCAGCGACAAAGCUAAUCAAACCACAGAAGCCUCCACCGAAACAUAUCAAGAACUGAUGAAGGGUGAAGACACUGAAGCAGCUCCACACACAUGCAGUAGACUCCUCCACCAGCUCCGGCAAUGUUGCUAUCGCUGCUGCUGCCGCCCUUCCUGUGCCUGCUGUGGGGAGCUGUGCCCAGACGAAAGAUGAGACACAGGCCUUGACAUGAAGAUUCUGUCUGUUCUGGACAGCCCAUUACCAGCCUGAUGUCAAAUUUCAUGUUUCAACAGGACACAAUGUUAAGUUCUGUUUUUACUUCAGAGUGCAAAAUGUGUUUGUCUCCAAAAACGC